UUUCCUAUUGCUUCAUGUGGUUCUCUCUCUCUUUUUUUGUAUCUGCUUUUGUGUAAAAUUUGUAAGCUUUUACUGGUUUGUUUGUGGAUGGUGGAUUUAAAGGUCCAGGCUUUAUGUGGGUUUGAUUCUGUUUCAUGUUCUGUGGUUGCAUGUGGUGUUUGAGAUGAUGAUGGUUUUGUUUUGGUUUUUGGUAAAGUCGUGGGUAGCUAGUGUUGGUUUCUGGCUUUUUUUGCUGUUCAAGUGUUCUGCUUUCUCCUUAUCUUUUGGUGUUGGGUGUUCCUUUUUCGCACCAUUUCAUUUUCUUUUGGCCAAUUUUCGGGCUUUGCUUUUGUCUGUUCAUGUUUUGGAUUCUUGCUCUCUGCUUGUGUUUUUGGGUUUUGAGGUCAAUGCUUUCCUCUGUGGGGAUGAGUAACUUGUUUGUUAUAGCUGAAAAAGAGGUUUUGUUCUUAUGGUGAUGUGAAUCAUGUGAUUGGGAUUGGUCUCGAAUUGUCGAGUCUCUUGUUGAUUGAUUUGUUUGCCUAGUUAGUCUUGCAUUGAUCUGUUCCUGUUUCCAUGAAAGACUUUGCUUUGAUUUAUGCCUACUGAUGUUGCAUGUAAUGGAAAGCUCCUCUUUACCUCUUAUUUUACUGAACUGUAACAAUGGCUAUGCAUGUAAAGUGUGAACUUCCAUUUAAAAUGUUUCUGAAACAGGAUUUCCAAGUUGUUUGCCGCAAAUCUUGUAUGUUAAGUUAUAGUGGUUACAAGACUGUUUUGGUAUAAAAGGGGCAUUAAGCUCUCAUGUUAUGGACACAUUGUUAGAGUUAGCAAUACCAACUCAUAACUUGGAAAAGAGAAUUUUCGAUCAAAGUUCCAUCCAGUCAAUGCCCCUUAAUGCUAAUUGCAUGUCGUGGAAUCCAAGUGAACGGCAAGUUUCUCCGCCUUUAUCGAAGGAUGUGAGCUUUAAAGUGGAACUUCCACCACAACUUCAUCAUGAUGCAAAGCAUUUAGGACUUCGAGUACAACCUGACCCCGGAUCAUGCACAACACAUUCAAUUAGUCAAUCUCAAGGUCAAUGCCUUUCAUCAGAAUCUGGUGAGGAUGAAACACGUGGUAAGGGUGUUGAAGGGACAAUGAAGCCAGCUUUCUUGAGUAAUCUAGAUCUCAUGCCGCAUCCUCCUCAAGUUGGUUACAGCAAUGUAGUGGGUCAAUUCCAUCCUUAUGCUGAUCCUUACUACGGUGGAUUCCUGACUGCGUAUGGACCACAAGCUAUGCCCCCCAUGGUUGGGAUGGCACCUCCUCGAGUUCCAUUGCCUCUCGAUCUUCAAGAAGAUGGACCCAUUUAUGUCAAUGCAAAACAGUACCAUGGAAUCCUCCGAAGGAGACAGUCACGUGCAAAGUUGGAAGCUCAAAACAAACUUCUAAAAGCUCGAAAGCCAUAUCUUCAUGAGUCUCGGCAUCAACAUGCACUGAACAGGGUAAGGGGUUCUGGUGGACGUUUUCUCAGCAAAAAAGAGCUCCAACAAUAUGAUCAGAACCCCACCAGUAGCUCCAAUGAUCAUGUUUCGGGGUCUAUCAACUUGCAUCAGAAGGAUACACCAGAGAGAGAAAGUCAUCACUCGGGAAGCAGUGAUCUAGUCACUUCUGUUGCAAGUCACUCGGGCAUAACAAGUGUUUCCGGUACCAAUGCUAUCUUUCGGCAGCCAGAUCGCAGGUUCUCAGGUGGCAUGUCUCCCCACAUGAGUGGAGCCAUGCAAUUCAGUGGGGGGCUUAUGGGCAGUGGAAAUCAGCACUGUGCUUCUUUUGUCCGGUGAGAGGUGUUCACGAAUCGUGACCAUCUCACCAGCUUGGCAAUUCAUCCUUGGCUUUGUCACUUCGACAUUCUACAUCUCUCUCAUGGAAGUGGCAUUUUGUAGACCCUGUAAUGUAAUGGGGUCUAUUAGUAGUGUGUCUUUUCAUCAUGAAAUCGUUAAACUACAGUAAAUGGGAUUCUGUUCAAAUUUCAGAUCGAUGUAUCUGACCUAAACGAGAAGUUUGGUUAUUACUAGUCAGUUCUUAUGAUAGAUGUGACAAUUUCUUUGGAUCA
Rosa rugosa (rugosa rose) is the source of this 2062-nucleotide messenger RNA. RefSeq names its product nuclear transcription factor Y subunit A-4-like. Gene Ontology annotation, biological process: regulation of transcription by RNA polymerase II. The record is from RefSeq and is a predicted model, not a curated record. Lineage: Eukaryota; Viridiplantae; Streptophyta; Magnoliopsida; Rosales; Rosaceae. Bases 783 to 1790 code for a protein of 335 amino acids. The transcript has 6 exons. Gene Ontology annotation, cellular component: CCAAT-binding factor complex. Gene Ontology annotation, molecular function: RNA polymerase II cis-regulatory region sequence-specific DNA binding; DNA-binding transcription factor activity, RNA polymerase II-specific.